Clonostachys byssicola is the source of this 711-nucleotide messenger RNA. The record is from the annotation of a GenBank genome assembly. NCBI's taxonomy places the organism in Eukaryota, Fungi, Ascomycota, Sordariomycetes, Hypocreales, Bionectriaceae.
AUGACUACUCCAAACAAGAAGCACUUGUCAGUCUCGAAGGGCUGCGACGACGAACAAAAGAACGAAAGACGAGCCAAGGUAUCGUUUGGCGAGGAUACCAGAGCGAAUAGAGCCUUAUACGAAACGGAUAAAAGUAAUGAUAACGGAGCAACGGAUGCUCAAUUGAAGAGGAAAAUUCGAAACCGUGACGCUCAACGUGCGCACCGAGAACGAAAAGAACGGCGCUUGAAAAGCCUAGAGGAAGCUCUCAAGCGACUCGAACAGUCACAAGUACAUACCGAAAGGGAGAAUGAACGCCUUAAGAACGAUCUUCAGGUAAAGACAGUUGAGAAUAAAGUCCUCAAGGCCACUACUUCCUCGAGUGGUGACGUCGGGGCCGAGCAUUUUGUGAUUGGCUCUCCACCACGGCUCAGUUCGGCCAUUUUCAUCCCCAACGUGCUUGGAGGUCAUGGAGAACAAAUCGGGGGCCUUCAAUCAAUACCAUCCGAGAGUCAAAGACGGCUUUCUCCCAGCGCUGCUUGGGACUACGUGGUCCAACAUGAGCUGUACAAGCGUGGGGCUAUCGAUAUGUCAAGUCUUGGGACACAUGUGAGAAAAUAUGCUAGAUGUAAUGGGAAUGGACCUAUUUUCUACGUGAGCGAUAUCAACAAAGCAAUCCAGGAGAGCUUGGUGGAAAGAUCGAAUUCUCUCAUGGAGGAAAACGACAGUUAA